GGGUGGGGAGAGGAGAGGGAGAGAACCAGCAAGGCAGGUUUUAAAUGAGAGGCUGGCUACCUGGAACCCCGCGGAGAGAGCGAGCAACUUGGCUAGAGAAGCGAGCAAGCUAGGAAAGCGAGCGAUACAGAGGGAGUAGGGGGAGACUGAGACUGACUUAUAGCCGAACAGGUGGAGACGCACGCCCGGACAGACCGAUCAGGCGCCUGAGAACCUCACACUGGUUCCUCCCGCAUUUUCCUUUGAAAGCCAGGAUUUUGCCUCUUCCUUGGCGCCUGAGAGAGAAUGCUGGACUCUGCCGACUUCAGCGUGAGCUAAGAUUUCUCAGCUAGGGAGGAAAGAUCAGCCCAAUCCUGAGAAGGGGGAAAGCCAUCUCCCCUGUCCCCAUCCCCCCCCACCCCAUACCAAACUCGGGCGCCAGACCCAGCCCUUCCCCAACCAUCCGACUUCCUCCUCUCCUUUUUAGCAUGGUGGCUGUAUGGACAGUCUGACAGAACAGAGACUGACAUCUCCCAAUCUGCCGGCCCCCCACUUGGAACACUACAGUGUUCUGCAUUGCACCAUGACCCUGGAUGUGCAAACUGUAGUUGUUUUUGCCGUGAUUGUAGUCCUCCUGCUUGUCAAUGUCAUACUCAUGUUUUUCCUGGGAACGCGCUGA
This is a messenger RNA of Neofelis nebulosa (Clouded leopard), 658 nucleotides long. RefSeq lists its product as uncharacterized. The coding region runs from base 479 to 658 and encodes 59 amino acids. The transcript has a single exon. NCBI's taxonomy places the organism in Eukaryota, Metazoa, Chordata, Mammalia, Carnivora, Felidae. The record is from RefSeq and is a predicted model, not a curated record.